AUGACUACUAAAUUAUCCGUAGCAUUGAUACCAGUCGGUGUCCGUGGUAUGAAAGUACUUGACCGUCAGAAAUUUUUGCGUAACGUAAUAGUACCGAUACUUAAAGUGUCUGAAGAAAAAGUGUCUAAUAUUACCCCAAUAUGCAAGAAUUAUCUGCUGAAACUUGAAAAUUUUAAGCCUGUUCAGUCUUUACAUGGUGAUAUUGAAGGUUCAAAUAGGAAAUGCAUCCAUUUAAAUCCUGAGAAGAUCAACCGAUGGAAGGACAUCACUGAAGAGGAUCGCCAAUCUCUCAAGAAAUAUGAUGUAACGGAAGAAAAUUUCGACUCAAAGGAAAUACAACUUACAUAUGAAAAUUUUAAGUAUGAUGUAAUUUUCAAGACAGUGCUACCUGAAAAUGAAGAUAUUGUCAGUGGCUUUUCUCAAAUAGGUCAUAUUAUUCAUUUAAAUUUACGUGAUCAUCUCCUAGAUUAUAAACCUCUGAUUGGCCAAGUAUUACUUGAUAAAAUCAAAACUUGCAGAACUGUAGUUAAUAAGAGUAAUAUAAUUGAUAAUACCUACAGAAACUUCAGUAUGGAGGUCAUUGCAGGCGAAGAAGAUUUUGUUGUCACCGUAAAGGAAAACCGCUGCAACUUCCAGUUUGAUUUCUCAAAAGUAUAUUGGAAUCCACGUCUUGGUAAAGAACAUGAGAGAAUUUUGCAAUUUCUAAAGCCUGGGGAUGUUUUGUUUGAUGUAUUUUGUGGAGUGGGUCCAUUUGCAAUACCAGCAGCAAAACACAAGUGUAAAGUAUUUGCUAAUGAUUUAAAUCCUGACUCAUUCACUUGGUUAAACCACAAUGCUAAACAAAACAAAGUUGACAUGUCUCUUUUUAACUCAUACAACCUAGAUGGGAAAGAUUUUAUUUGCACAGUCUUUAAAGAUUAUAUAGUUAAGUUAUGCCAAGGUAAAGAAGAGUUAAAUGAAAAUACUACAAUACAUAUUACAAUGAAUUUACCAGCUAUGGCUGUUGAGUUUCUUAAAUAUUUCAAUGGUUUAAUCAAUGAUCAAUCACUUGUUGACAAAUAUAACUUUAAAAUCCUUGUUCAUGUAUAUUGUUUUGUUGUUGGGGGUGAUCCUUAUAAUGUAGCUGAACAAUCAGUUAAGGGAAACAUUGUUGACACAUAUGGUAUUCAUAUAAGUGUAUUCCAUGUGAGAAAUGUGUCGCCCAAAAAGGAAAUGAUGCGAGUCACAUUUAAAUUAACAAGAAAUAUAAUUUUUGGACUGAAAACCGAACUUGAAUUUGAUGAGCCUCCAUCAAAAAAGUUAUGUGUUGAAGAAAAAAUGUAA
Messenger RNA from Parnassius mnemosyne (clouded apollo), 1323 nucleotides. NCBI's taxonomy places the organism in Eukaryota, Metazoa, Arthropoda, Insecta, Lepidoptera, Papilionidae. The record is from the annotation of a GenBank genome assembly.